Pseudophryne corroboree (corroboree frog) is the source of this 4301-nucleotide messenger RNA. RefSeq names its product adhesion G protein-coupled receptor D2 (gene ADGRD2). The transcript has 26 exons. Gene Ontology annotation, cellular component: plasma membrane. The record is from RefSeq and is a predicted model, not a curated record. Gene Ontology annotation, molecular function: G protein-coupled receptor activity. Gene Ontology annotation, biological process: adenylate cyclase-activating G protein-coupled receptor signaling pathway; cell surface receptor signaling pathway. Bases 281 to 3400 code for a protein of 1039 amino acids. Lineage: Eukaryota; Metazoa; Chordata; Amphibia; Anura; Myobatrachidae.
UGGGACACCCGCUUAUAUUGUCUUGCCUGACUCUGAAGUAGGCUGGUGCAGCGGAGGGUGGACAGGAAGGCACCUGUCCAGCUGGUGCAGCGGAGCAGGGACAGGAAGGCACCUCUCCUGCGCAGUGCAUAUCCCCCGCUUGCCGCAUCACGCCAUCACUGACCGUGAGACUCAACACUCAUCUGAGCUGCGGUCAGGUGUCUGUGCUGGACGCAACUCGUGUAUAAUGGCGUCUGAUGUAACAGAGGCGAGAGUAGGGUGCUGACACCGGGUCACCAGUAUGAGAUCACAAGGCCUAAUUGGUACAAUUUUCAACAUUUUGGAGACUCUACUCAAUAUAUUACUGGUGUGUGGUGUAUGCAGCUGCUGGAGAAAGCCUGAAUCAAGUCAGAUGCAUCUAAUAGGUUCCUAUAACUUCACUGAAACCCGUCACGGUGUAUAUGAGUUUGUUAGCAAGCCUACGGCUCAUCAGCAAGCUGACAAAUACUGUAAGUACAAGUUUGCAUCUCUGCUCUCUGAUACAAGAGGAAUCCAGAAACUGAACAGAAAUUUGAUACAGUACCCAAUUUGGCUUAAUGAGGAAACCACUAAACCAAAGAUCCAGCCACUCACUGUUUUGGUUUUUGAGAACAGAACGGACACUAAACAUGCAAAAUUAAUGACACACUUCACAUCAAUGCCAGAAAUUACAGUUUGCGCACAUAUCCAAUGGGAAAAUACAAAUAAAGACUUUACAACAGUCUUUUCUUAUGCUGUGCCAAAAUGUAAUAAUGAAUUUCAGCUGCGGGGAAUGAUCGAUGAUGAUGGUUUUGUCAGGUUUGCCAUUAUAGUUCACGGCCAGCAUUCACGCUACUCUCCCGUGUUUCCCAAUGAUGGACAAUGGCAUCAUGUCUGUGUAACCUGGCAAAAAUGGAACAGAACCAUGGCUCUCUAUGCUGAUGGCGAAUGGAAAGACUCCUCAAAACUAUCUGCAUCAGAAGAUAUUAUUAAGGAGGGUAUCUUUAUUAUUGGGCAAGAUCAGGACUCCUAUGGAGGUACAUUCAAAGAGAAGGAGUCAUUUAGUGGUAAUAUCACAAACUUGAACAUGUGGGUAAAAGUUCUCAGCCAAGACCAGAUAAAACGAGUUGCAAUGUGCAGUACACUGGAAAGGGAUGUUGCGUUUAGAUGGGGGACCUACCAUCUGGAAAUUGAGCCGACGGUGAAAAGACUAAAGAUGGAUUCUGUUUGUUCAGGCCAUACUGAAAAAUGCCGAGUUCUGCAAAACAGCGAUGGCGGCACAAACUACACAAGUUGCACAGCUGAAUUACCAUUUGUUUGCUACUACACACAAGAGGUUUAUCAGAAAUUGAAAAACACCAACACAAUGAAUCGAGAUCGAACAUUUUCUAACAGAGUCAACAUGAUGGCAAAUCGUACUUUGAUUUCUGAAAACCCUCUUACUAGCGACUUCAACCAGCUUAGCCCAUCGGAGGCUUUGGCAUGCCUGGAGGCCUUUGAGAAAGGGCUAGCGAUGGAGGAAAGCCCUGUAGACUCUGUAGAUGUUCUCGGUGUCAUCCAGUUUCUUAAGGAAGUGGCGGAUAUGGAUUUAAACAACAGCAGUGAGACCUUAGAAGAACUGGGUCAGCAUUUUGUACACGUCACAGGAGAGCUCCUUGAACAACAUGAUCCAGACUUGUGGUCUGAAGUUAAUCCGAUCAUCAAAGGACCUAUGACAAUCAUUCAGACAGUGGAGAAAAUGGCUUCUAACCUUGUCCAGCUUCUGUCUGAUGAGAGAGAGGAAAUCUUCAUCCAUCACAAGAACAUUGAAAUUGGUGUCAGUCAAGUGGAUUUAAAUGAUGACAGACACAUUUACAAAGUGCAGAGUACUGAAAGGGUGGAUGAAAUUGAAGUUCCUGGUACUGACCUCAAGAGACUUAUGCAGGAAGGUCUCACAGAAGUCGCUGUGGUGAACACGUGGUUCAGUUCGAACUCCUUUGAGCACUUAUUUGGUGGCCGCAAUCAGAACUUUGUACAUGGAGAGGCAGCCAUUUCAGAUGGAGGAUACAAUAGGUACGUGGGCACAUACCUGGGAUCAGCUGUUAUAUCUUCUACCAUAUUAGUUGGAGAGAAAGAGAUCAGUACAUCUGUUCAAUAUUAUCUGUGGCACAAGAAUGAUAUACCACGUCACUCAGACAAGCUUCAUCACAUUCCUGUCUGUGCCUUUUGGGAUUUCAGCAUCAGGCCAGAGAAUGGAGGCAGUUGGUCUACCGCUGGAUGUUACAUUAAGAAUAACCUAAAUGAUGCAACCGUUUGCUUCUGUAAUCACACCACCACUUUUGCUGUCCUAUUGCAAGUUUAUGAUGUCCAGAGAACUAUGGAAGAAGAGUGGAUUCUGAGAACCUUGACGUUUAUCGGCUGUGGAGUAUCACUGUGCGCACUUUCUGUAACUUUUAUUCUCUUUCUUGUUGUUGGUGUUCCCAAAUCAGAGAGGACAACUGUCCACAAGAACCUAAUAUUUGCUCUGGCUGCGGCUGAGGCUUUGCUCAUGUUCAGCGAGAUGGCUAAACCAAAUGAGGUUGUCUGCAUCACAGUCACAGCUUGUCUCCAUCUCUUCUUCAUGGCGGCCUUUGCAUGGAUGUUGGUGGAAGGCUUACUGCUGUGGAGCAAAGUUGUUGCAGUCAACAUGAGCGAGGAUAGAAGGAUGAAAUUUUAUUACAUUACUGGAUGGGGUCUGCCAAUCAUUGUUGUAAGCGUGACCUUGGCAACCUCAUUUAAUAAUUACGUAGCAGAUGGUCACUGUUGGCUGAAUGUUCAAACUGACAUAAUCUGGGCAUUUGUUGGGCCUGUUCUCUUCAUACUAACGGUAAAUACAUUUGUCCUUUUCCGAGUGGUGAUGGUCACAAUUUCUAGCGCCCGCAGACGCUCCAAGAUGCUGACACCCAACUGCAGCAUAGAAAAGCAGAUUGGCAUACAGGUCUGGGCCACUGCGAAACCUAUCAUCGUUCUUCUCCCCGUCCUGGGGCUGACCUGGCUGUGUGGUAUUUUGGUGCACUUAAGUGUAAUCUGGGCAUACACUUUCAUUUUUCUAAAUGCGUUCCAGGGUCUUUAUAUUUUCUUAAUCUAUGCCAUUUAUAACACAGAGGUGAGAAGUGCCAUUCAGAGGAUGAAAGAGAAGAAAAAGGCUCUUUCAUUUACGAACUGCUCUCAACCAACAAACUACUUAUCAAGCCCGAGGAAUACUACAUGGGACGUUAAUAAACCAAGUCUCACCCCACCUAAAAGUAAUUUCUCAGAAGCACCUUUGAAGAACGCCAUUAACAAGGGAAACGUAGUUGUCAAACACCCUGUAAAUAUAUAUUCCAUAUUUCCAACGGACAACACAGCUGUAGAACUCACCUCUUUCAAAACAUCAGGUUGCUGAAUCAUUCCAAAGGGUAGAUACCUGGGCUUGCAUCAACCAUGGAUUUGACGGAAAAGCCACUGUAUGAUAAAUGGACUUUGGGUAUAAUAAAGAACACCUCUGUGUUAUUACAGUAUACUAACGUGAAGCUGUCACUUACUUAUGAUAUUGUGGAGUAGAUAUCCAGAGAAUCCUUUUCAUCAAUCACCACGGAUAAGUGAAAAUAAUGGAUACAACAAUGGACAUGCCUUUUUGUACCAAGUCCCAUUAGUCACACAUCGUGAGAAUUGGAGUGGGUGUAGUCAAUACGGAAUGUUCUGGUACAUACUUCCCAUGCGGAGAUGUCCCAAAUUAAAUAAUACUACAUUUAUACACUCUCGUUAUUAUGGGAAUAAUCACACUUAUGGGCUCAUACAAUGGAUUUCCAACUCUAAUUAGACAAUCCAUUCAGAAAUCAUCACACAAGGAUACUACAGUAAUACUGUAAGUUAUGCUAAACAAAAGGGUGUUUUUUUUAAGGAAUGUGUAGGAAGAUGUAAUGUCCGCCAUCUGCUGUCUUGCCAGAUAAUGAAGUAACUGACCACUUACGUUUUGCUAGAAGACAACUUGUCCUCUACAUUUUCCUUUGAAAAAAAUAUUGCCUUGGCUACUAGCUUAACUAGAGCAUGGUAUAAAAUUAACAUAUGUUUGUAUAUUAUUCAUCAAAGUUAAAAUACAAACAUAUUAUUUAUUCCAUCAUAAAGGUAUUCAUGCUGUAGUUUUGACCUCGCUGUUAACUGAUAUUGAAUGAUUUGAAAAGUUUGUACUUGUUCAUUGUAUGCACUGUAAUGCUAAUGCACUGUAUCAACUUGAUUUGCGUCCCUCUUCGAAAUCUCAAACUGACUGGUUCAAGUCAGUGAAUAAAUUACCACAUUACCAGGCA